CCCCUGCCCCCAUCUUGCUGGCCAGGUCCAUGCUGCAGGAGACAAAGAGUGAACUCAAGAAGAUGGAGGAGCAGCAGGAGAUGAGGAAUGCCAUGCUGGAGCAGAUGGUGACCGAGACGACCAACCAGAUGCAGGAGAAGCUGGGCGAGCUGGAGGAGGCAAUGGGCACCGUGCAGGAGGAGCAGGAGGAGGAGACAGAGAAGGCAGCAUGCUCCAAUUGCACCUUCGACUACAGAGUGCUUUUGGGGGAGCUCGUCCAGCGCUGUGAGAAACUCGAGGAGGAGGUGGACUCCCUGGAGUCACGGCAGACAGCUGUGAGCAAGGUGGAGAACAUCCUAAAGCAAAGAAGCCAGGACCGGCAGCUCCUGCAGCACAUGGAGGACAUUGAGGACAAGGUCAGGAAGGUUCAAGGGGACUGUGAGGAGCUCAGCUUGGUCUCAGAGAACCUCCAGAAGGACUGUGAGGAAAAGCAGAAAGCUAUUGAGAUGCUGUUCCAGUCCUUGGAGAGGCUGAAGACGGAGAAGACAGCUGAGGAGAACAUGUUGACAGCAAUGGACAUGAAGUCUGCCUUGGGUAGCAAAGUCAGUUGCACCCAGUUUGAGGCGAGCAUGGAGCGGCUGGAUCAGAGGCUGCGGAAGAUUCAGAGCCAGGUGUUGGGACAGAAUGAACACUGGAACGAACUGCAGGAGAAGCUCAGCCACAGGAUAGAAAACAAGCUGGAUCGUGGGGAGCUGAAGGCUUUCCAUGAGCAGAUGGAGGAGACCUGGAAAAAGAGCAUCAAGGAGCUCGAGACCAAGAUGGCAGAGAGUGACAGCGCUGCUGGGCUGAGGAAGCAGCUGCCAGUCCCUUUCACGUGCCUGUCCUGUGACCGCCCGGUCAAAACGCAGGUUCCUGGCCCGUAUCCUGAGACACUCCCAUAUUUUCAACCACUGCCCCCCAUCAAGGAUGCACAACACAGCCAAAGGAGAACAGCAAUCAAUGGCAGAAUCUCCCGAGUGCCACCAAUCACCAUGGACUAUCAGAGCAGCAGAAGCCCCGGGCAGCGCAUCCAGGCUUCCCCCCUGAGCAGUGGGCGGCUGCAGGGCCUCGUGGCAAUCCCCAAGAAGACUAGUGUGACCAAGCUGCUGGGCAGGAGCAGCAAAAUCCUCCAAGGCUGGGAGGACCAGCCUCUUACAAUGGACAGGGCAGAUGGUGAGCUGUGCCCUUCCACCUCACGGGACCACCGGCCAGCCACGACCCGCAGCCACGUCUCCUGGGCACCAGAGCUUGUCCUGCCACCUCUGAUCCGCUAGACAUCACCUGCCCCGAAGAAGCCGAACAGGACUGGGUGCCCAGUGCUCAAUAAGGAACGUCUUGUCAGCAGACACAGAAGUGUGUUAAAAUUACCCUCCAAAAGAUGAAUUUUUGGUUUUUAUUAGGUUAAUAAAAAACCUUCAAAAUGCA
Molecule: messenger RNA, 1443 nt
Organism: Pseudopipra pipra
Lineage: Eukaryota; Metazoa; Chordata; Aves; Passeriformes; Pipridae
Product: glutamine-rich protein 2-like
Exons: 11
Coding region: 30-1292 (420 amino acids)
Source: RefSeq, a predicted model, not a curated record